AUGACAAAAAAAAAGAAGGGUGGAAAGACCCACGAUGCGUUACUAAAUCAAAACGGUUUCGAACAUACUAACAAUGAGACCGAAUUUUCAAACCAUAAUGGCGUGGAACAAAAGAUCAAUGAUGAUAAUAAAAAAAAGUGGAAGAACAUGAGUGUUCGAACUUUUUGGACUUUCAUCAUGAUUGGUGGUUUUUUCAUUUGUUUGGCUUUGGGACAUUCGAUGGUCGUUAUUCUUGUGGUGAUCAUUCAAACGUGUGUAUUUAGAGAAGUCAUCGCUCUGACUCAUGUACCGAGUAAAGAAAAGAAAUUACCUUGGUUUAAAUCCCUCAAUUGGUAUUUCCUGCUUAGCACUAAUUAUUUUCUAUACGGUGAAUCUAUUAUUUACUAUUUCAAGAAAGCUGUUUUGGUCGAUGCUCUUCUUCUCCCUUUGGCUACACACCAUCGAUUUAUUUCAUUCACCUUAUACUGUAUAGGAUUCGUAUUAUUUGUUGCAAAUCUCAAAAAGGGUCAUUACAAGUUUCAAUUCACCCAAUUCGCAUGGACACAUAUGACUUUACUGAUUGUCGUAUGUCAGAGUCAUUUCAUAGUCAACAAUAUAUUUGAAGGCUUGAUUUGGUUCUUGCUCCCUGUAUCUUUGGUAAUAUGUAAUGACAUUUUUGCUUAUAUAUGCGGCUUUUUUUGGGGUAAAACUCCUUUGAUAAAGUUAAGCCCUAAAAAGACUUGGGAGGGUUUUGUAGGUGGUUGGAUUUUCACUAUGAUAUUUGGUUUCUUUUGGGCUUCGUUAUUAAUGAGAUGGGAUUACAUGAUUUGUCCUGAUCUCAGUAGUACUUUUGCGUGGUCUGGUAUGACUUGUGAACCAAACCCGGUAUUCAUUCCUCAAAAAUAUAUGCUUAGUCCUUGGUUAUCUAGUCUGCUUAGAAGAUUUACUUUCACCGAUAUCCGUUGGGUCUGGAUCGCCCCAUUUCAAUGGCACGUUCUUGUUAUGGCUUGCUUUGCUUCUCUAAUUGCCCCCUUUGGUGGUUUUUUUGCUAGUGGUGUAAAAAGAGCAUUUAAUUUAAAGGAUUUUGGUGAUUCGAUUCCCGGACAUGGUGGUAUCACCGAUCGUAUGGAUUGCCAGUUUCUUAUGGGCUUAUUCUCUUAUAUGUAUUACCAAAGUUUCAUCAAGACUACGUCACUAUCGGUCGGCACCGUACUUUAUACCAUCGUAAACUCCUUAAAACCAUCCGACCAGCUCGAAUUAUUAGAUAGUCUACAGCAAUAUCUAAUCGGGCAGGGAUUAUUGGAAGAAGGAAAAGUUGCCUGU
Messenger RNA from Cetraspora pellucida, 1302 nucleotides. The record is from the annotation of a GenBank genome assembly. NCBI's taxonomy places the organism in Eukaryota, Fungi, Glomeromycota, Glomeromycetes, Diversisporales, Gigasporaceae.